GCCCCAACAUAAUCAUUUGCCAUUGGGCGAAAAGAUGCCUACAGCAAAGAUGCCCUCACUUAUUGUUUCACAUAUGUACGGGGAAGACAUGAAAAUAUCGAAAAUAUUGCGGCGUCUGCAAUCAGAAAACAAUGCGACAGCUGCAUUGGAACUUUGCAACAAGUUGGAAAUAGGUGUGCGGGCGCAACCAAAUGCGACAUACAUAUGCCGUAGCUUCGAUUUACUAAUGGAAAAUAUGAUUACCGUGCUGAAACAAUGUCCGGAAGAGUGUUUAGAAAAAGCAAGCACAAUAAUGGGACUGAUGGGCUAUAUUAAUCGCAAUGAUUUCCCAGUCUACAAAAAUUAUGUGAUUAAAGCGUACCAAUCGUGUAAAUCGAUACGAAAAUAUGUGAUGCUUGCGUUGAAAACCACAUUCAGUUGCGAUGCAGUUAAUUUGGAUUUAAGUGUGUACAGCGAACGCUUUUUGGCAGUACUAAAAGUCUACUUGGAAAAUGCUGAAAUAGCCGGAAUCUUUAUAGCCGUCAGUGAGACGAUUACAGAGUUUUCAAAGCAUUACAAGCGUGCUUUCGAAGUACAUUUUAUGGAUAUUGUCGACAUUAUUGUCGGUUGGCAUUUAGAGGUCGAACAGCCGGCUAACCUUAAAUUACACUGUUCCGUUGCAUUGCAACAAUUUGCGCCAUACUUUCUGAAAGAAUUGGAUUUCACAUUUCGGCUAUUGGGACAAUUUUUAGAGGACAUCGUGACAUUGGGUGAUGAAAUUUCGCAUGCCCCAUCACCAACAGACUCGCUAAGUGGCGAGGUAGACGCAAAAAAUCAACAAAACAAAGUAGAACUGCGUAUCGGUUGCUUUAUUGGUGCAUUCAACUCAAUUUUGAAAACCUUAGCGAAUCGCGUCGAAUUUGUUGGCAUGAUUGUGGGACAUAGUAUUGUGAAUGAAGCGGCAAUGACAAUAUCCAAAACAGCUGAACAAACGCUAACAAUGACAUUAGCAAGUGAAGAUACCAUAAUGAAUAUUAAUGACUUUUUCUGUCUACUCUACACGAACAGUUACGAUAUUAUUAAUAUGGUGAAUAUAGAAGAGUUAAUAGCGCUACAAAUGAAACAACUGAAUUUAUUUAGUGAUGCACAUAAGCAAAGCUUACUUUACCUGAUACUUUGCGUGUUUCGGCAGCUGCGCACACAACUGCCACUAUCCACCGUCACUUUGGUGUUUGAAACUACACACAAUCCGCUGGCCACUAUCAAAUUCACCAAUAACGACAAGCUGCGUCGCCUCUUUCUGAAGGUGUACCACGAAAUUUUAAUGAUAAAAAAUGUGCCAUUACUGCAGGAGACCUAUCGCCAUGUGACCGCCGAUAUGUAUAACGCAAUAGCGACGCUGGAAGCAUAUGACGACGAUACCGCUACUGGUCAAAUCAGUAAGGUGUUGCGCGCUGAGGCAACACUUAAUUUUUAUCUGACCGCUUUGUCGGCCUUGGCCACACAAACAUCGUCCAUCAUCAGCAUGUACGCGCUAUAUCCUUCGAUUUUGGAACUAUUAAUUACGAACUGCAAGGCGGGUGCUACACACUUGUGGCUACGCCAUCCAACAUUGCAUAACGCGUUGCUCAGUGUGCUUGUCGUGCACUGCCAGAAGAAUCACAAUUUUCGGCCGACAUCGCGUUUGCUUCGGGAACCACUUUUUGCGCCGAAACACGCGUUGGACGAAAACAACUCACCCACAUCGGAGAAUUUCAGUUUGAUUUUACAAUUUCUCGCUGGCAUUUUGAGCGCUGCGAAACGUGACUAAUAAAACUUUGCA
Bactrocera neohumeralis is the source of this 1801-nucleotide messenger RNA. Its product is annotated as serine/threonine-protein kinase Smg1-like. The record is from RefSeq and is a predicted model, not a curated record. The coding region runs from base 35 to 1789 and encodes 584 amino acids. Gene Ontology annotation, molecular function: protein serine/threonine kinase activity. The transcript has 2 exons. Gene Ontology annotation, biological process: phosphorylation; nuclear-transcribed mRNA catabolic process, nonsense-mediated decay. NCBI's taxonomy places the organism in Eukaryota, Metazoa, Arthropoda, Insecta, Diptera, Tephritidae.